CAGACAUACAAGUGUAAAAUCCUUACUAUAGUGAUAUUCGUUGCUCCUCUCGGGUCGUGGUUUUUCCCUUAUUUAGGAGGGUUUCCACGUAAAAUCUUGGUGUCAUUAUUUCUCUUUUAUUCUCGUUGAUUCACCGUAUUGUUGUGUUCCGCAUUUGUUGCCUUUAUUACCGCAAAUAUUAUUUUUGUUACGGAUUUAUUCCCAACACGGAGUCCGGUGAUGAGAGGAAUUGGUGUGGCAGCAGCCGCAGCUACUGGUGGCACUGCCACCACAGCUGUCCCAGGUGGUGUUGCAAACCAGUUCAAGCCUACGUCUCUGUACAUAGGAGACUUGGACAUCAACGUGACACAUACACAACUGUACCAGCUGUUUAACCAAGCGGGUCAGGUUAUAUCGGUUAGGAUUUGUAGGUACUUUAGCACUCGGAGAUCCCUUGGCUAUGGCUUCAUCAACUACAGCAACCCUCAGGAUGCUGCAAGGGCAAUGGAGAUGUUAGAUUUCACUCCUGUUAAUGGAAUGUCCAUUAGGGUGAAGCACGCUCAAAGGGAUCCUAAUUCUCCUAAGAAUAGAAGAGCUAAUCUAUUUAUCAGGAAUUUGGACAAGUCAAUUGAAAUCGAAGCUUUACAUGACAUCUUUUCAAGCUUUGGCUACAUUCUUUUUUGCAAGAUAGUUUCUGAUUCUAAUGGCCAGUUGAAGGGUUAUGUUUUUGUACAAUUUGACAAUGAUGAAUCCGCUCAAAGUGCCAUAGAUAAGUUAAAUGGUAUGCUCAUCGAUGGUAAGCAAGUGUAUGUUGCACAUGCUCUUUGCAAAGAGAAGAGUGGCAUAGGCACAAGCUGGGGAAGGUCAAUGGAGUGGUGAACGUCCUCCAGUGCGCAGGCAAUAGUAAUUUGUGGUGGUUGCCCACUAGGCUAAAAGCUAUGGGGAAGGACCAAUCUUGAAACCCUUGGUUGAUAAAUUUGCCUUCGCCUCAUUUUGGGAGGAGUCCUAAAUAGAAAUGGGAAAUUUGCGGCCAGUAAAGUCAAACUCAAACAGCACGCCAAAAACAUGGGUCAUUGAGGGAGUUGAUACCUUUACUUCCAACUAAAAGUUCGUGAGUUCAAAUUAUCAAGAAGCAAAAAAGACGGAUGCUCUUACCGAGAGGUAAAAAAAUGACUAAAAAAUAGGGCUGGCAUAUUGGUUAGCUGAUAGGGAUAUCUUGUUUUGAUCCUGAAUUUGAGUGUGAUUGUAAUAUGGGCAUAUGCCUUCCGCCUACCCGUGAGCAUGAGGUCCCCAUUGUGAUUUGUGUGUGAAUUUGAAACUAAUAAUCGAGGUCUGGCAUAUUGGUUUAUCACGUUCAAUUUAUAAUCUAAAACCCAGUUGCAUGUUGACACUUGUUUGGUCAGCUUGAGUUGGUGACUUGGAAGAGAAGUACUACCUACCCUUCUAUGGCCAUAAAAAUUAUGUCAUUACGAGUAAAAUGAGAAGUUUAUAGUUAAAUUAUUUCUGAAUAUAAGUUGAAUUCGAGACAUAUGGGCCAUAGAGAGCUAUGUUUAUUGUGACGACUCUGCUCAUGCGUCCCCAUCAGCCAGACCCCGUCACUCCUUCGCAGCUUCCUGGAAGUUGCGACUUGUGAGUAGAAUUUUCCUCUUCAAUAUGCUGUGUGUACUUUCUGAAUCUACACACAAGAACAAAUAUAUACUCUAGGCAUUUCCCAUAGGCUUUUAGUUUUGUUCUUUCGUUUAUUUAGGGUUUUGGAUGUGGAAUUUCGAGAAUUUAAAUAUCUAUUUAUGCAAAUAAAGAUUUAUAUUAAGAAAUCUAUUAAAUAUAUAAAAAUUAUGUGUUUGAAGCCUAAUAUUUAAGUAUGCUCUUGGUCCUGCAGCAAAAAUUUGAACCUAGUUAAGCUUUGUUUCUCUCCUUGACUAGAGUACAAUUUCUCGGGGCACUUGUGAUUUUUUAUUUUUAUUUUUUUGAUUUGAAAUUGAUGGAAACGCAUUAACUUCAAUUAUUGGUUUUGAUUUAGCUAAAGGCUCUUUUUUUAGUAAGAAUAUGUACUGUUUUAAACAGGUUCGAUGAUAAGUAUCAGAAUUUUAUGCCCUCCACAAAAGAAUAUUUUUUAUUUACUUAUUAAAUAUCUAUGAAAAUAAAAAAGAUCUUCUCUUUUUAGACAAAAUACUUCUUUCAUACACCCUUCAAAAAUUUCCAGGAUCAAAGUUUCACCAUCACUCUGUAAGCAAAAUAUUUUCCAUUCAUUUUUCUUAAUAAAAUUAUGAAGUUGGCACGUACAGAGAUGUAUUAAAGUGUUGUACAUGGAACAAAUGAGGUUAUUUUUUCUUUGAUAAAAAGUUUUGGUUUUGAGCUCAGGAUACGAAAUUUUUUUUGAUACAGAUUCUGUUAAGCUCGCCGCGUAAUUGAAUUAGUCAAACUUUAAUACGGAUAUCUAAUAAUCU
Messenger RNA from Solanum pennellii, 2426 nucleotides. Its product is annotated as polyadenylate-binding protein 8-like. Lineage: Eukaryota; Viridiplantae; Streptophyta; Magnoliopsida; Solanales; Solanaceae. The transcript is spliced from 2 exons. Bases 220 to 858 code for a protein of 212 amino acids. Gene Ontology annotation, molecular function: mRNA binding. The record is from RefSeq and is a predicted model, not a curated record. Gene Ontology annotation, cellular component: cytosol.